Messenger RNA from Parascedosporium putredinis, 2139 nucleotides. The record is from the annotation of a GenBank genome assembly. NCBI's taxonomy places the organism in Eukaryota, Fungi, Ascomycota, Sordariomycetes, Microascales, Microascaceae.
AUGAUAGAAGAACGUCCUAUCCACGUUAUCAAGUUUGCCAAGAAUCCCCAAUUUGUCCGACGUCUCGAUGUACACGGCGUCUUGGAGGAAAAGCUGUUUGGCCCGGAUAGCGUCCGACGUGUGGCGCUUGUCGGGCUGGGCGGCAUAGGCAAAACCCAAGUGGCCGGGCACCUGGCGCAUUGGGUAAAGGAAAACAAGCCAGGGUACUCCGUCUUUUUGGUGUCGGCGUCGAGCAUGGCCGUCUUUGAGUAUGCGUGCGUCGAGCUUGCCAGGGAGCUUGGGGCCACACAAUCCAAGAACGAGGACGCGCGAGAGAACGAGGACGCGCGAGAGACUGUCCGACGACAUCUCAGUUCGGAGAACGCGGGUCCCUGGUUUCUCGUCGUCGAAGAUGUCGAUGAGAUGGAUAUUCUUAAGGCUUCAGAGGAGCAGCCCCAUGGAAUUCUUGAAUUUCUUCCGUGGAGCGAGCGGGCGGAUCUUGUUCACCACCCGACUCCAGAAACUCAGCAACUUUCCCUCGCAAUCGUGCAGGCAUCGCUGUACAUGAACACCGAGUCAUUGUCUAUAUCAGACUACCUGGACAUUUUUAGGAAUACGGCCGAGCACGCGACCGACCGAGCCAGUAGCGGUGGUAUGGAUCUUGAAGCCUACGACCCAGGUCGACGUGCGGCGUUGACGACUUGGAGAGUAUCCUUCACACACAUCCGCACUCGCGACGAAUAUGCAGCAAAGCUUCUCUCCUUUAUAGCAUACAUUGAGCCAAAAGCUAUACCUCGGUCAAUAUUGCCCCAUUUCUCAUCUAAAAGGAUCCUUAUGCAGGCCAUUGGCACAUUGGUCGGUUAUGGACUUUUGACGUGUCGCGGGGAUGUCUACGAUAUGCACGGCCUUGUCCAUUUCGCGACGUGGUGGGAAUGGAAUCAAGAUCAACAAACGGCAGAACAAGCGCAGCAAGACGUUUUGAAGGAUUUGACCGAUAUAUUCCCGUCCCCUACACCAUAUACGGUCAGAAAUCGUGACCAGGCGCAACAGUAUCUCCCUCAUGUACUCCGAGUCCUGGACACACAAUGGGGAGCGGGCGUUUCGGCGUUUCGGCUACGCAUCCGAGUGGGGCAAUGGCUGCUGAUUGAAGGACUGCCCAAAGAGGCUGUGAAAUUACUGGAGACGGGGACCCGGAUACAGCAGCAGAUGUCCAAAGACAGCCUCGACCAACUGGAGUUUCAGCAAGCACUCGCAGCAGCGUACCGGGCCAACGGUCGGGCGCAAGAGGCGCUCGAACUACUGGAGACGGUGGUCGCCGUGCGAAAGGAAGGAAAGGCAGAGGAUGAUCGACCUUUGCUGAAAUCGCAGCAUUGCCUCGCGGGAGCAUACCGCGCCGUCGGACGGGUGGCGGAUGCGAUUGAGCUGCUGGAAGUGAUUGUGGCAAUACGUGAAGAAACUCCCAAGAUUGACGAGGAAGACUUGCUCACGCUCAAGCACGAGCUCGGGGGCGAUGCGGCCGCGCUACGAAACAAGGAGUGGGAGCCUGGUGACUCUUUCCGACUUGCUUUACAGUUUGAGCUUGCCGGAGUAUACCGUGCCAACGGAGACGUGAAAAAGGCGAUUAGUAUCCUGCAGGAAAUGAUCGGGGUACAGGCUCGAAUGCUACAGCCAGACCACCCGUCACUGCUAGCAUCGAGGCAUGAGCUUGCCGUCGCAUACCGACACGAGGGAGAAGUCGACAUCGCCAUUGAAAUCUUAGAGGAAGUCGUGGAGAAUGCGAGGGGAAAGUUUCACGAGAGUCACCUUUCACUACUCGCGUACAGGCACGAGCUUGGUGCGGCAUUCCGCGUCAGGGGAGAGCUCGGAAAGGCGGUCGAUAUCCUGGAGGACGUGGUGGCUGUCGCGGGGCGGACUCUUCCCCAUCGCCACUCUUCGAGGCUUGCGUACGAGCAUGAGCUGGGAGUGGCAUAUCGACUCAAUGGAGAGCUCGAAAUGGCGGUCGAUGUCCUGGAAGAUGUGGUGGUUGCCGCGGGGCGGAGUCUUCCCCAUCACCACUCUUCAAGGCUUGCGUACGAGCAUGAGCUGGGAUUUGUGAAAGCCGGUAUCCUCAAGGUGCGCCUAAAAUACACCAAGCGACGUAAAUAUGAAGUGUGGAAGUAA